Messenger RNA from Frankliniella occidentalis (western flower thrips), 1241 nucleotides. RefSeq names its product speckle-type POZ protein-like. Gene Ontology annotation, biological process: regulation of proteolysis; proteasome-mediated ubiquitin-dependent protein catabolic process. The transcript is spliced from 4 exons. Gene Ontology annotation, cellular component: cytoplasm. NCBI's taxonomy places the organism in Eukaryota, Metazoa, Arthropoda, Insecta, Thysanoptera, Thripidae. The record is from RefSeq and is a predicted model, not a curated record. The coding region runs from base 77 to 1066 and encodes 329 amino acids. Gene Ontology annotation, molecular function: ubiquitin protein ligase binding.
AGGCUGUGUACCGCGCUGCGGAGAUCGAGCGGGUGGAGAGGGGCGUGGCGUGGCGUGGCGAGCCGGUCCUGAAGAUAUGUCGUGGAAAACAGUUACUACCAAAUCCAUCGCUCAUGGGACUUUAUGGAUCCCGCUUCCGUCACCUAAAUGCUCAGCCAAACUUCCCCCAUUGGAAUCGUCUGACGGCCUGUUUUCGUGGACAAUCGACUUGCACGCGGAAGAUGAGAAGUACUGCAAUUACGACCUAAAGGUGUUCUGCACUGCUUCCGAUCAGAAUGACCAAUCAUCAGUGAGACCUGUUUCUUGGGGAGGCUACGUCAAGUUGGCGCCCGAUAACAGUAGGCGUGGUGAUCUGAGUCUGGGCCCUCGAUUUCUCAAGACACGUUAUCAUUGUGGAACCUGGAGAUCUAGAACAUGUGACCAUGAGAAUGAAAUGACCUAUUUUUUAGAAGCUGCAGUCACCCAGUCGGUACUAGUGCCUAAGCCUGAGCCUACGCCUAAGACGCUAUCUGCAUUUGGUCCUGCCUGCCUGUCUAAGAGUCUUGGUUCCUUAUUAAAUUCGGGGCUAAUGUCAGAUGUAAAGCUCUGCACAGAGGAGCAGGAGAUUGCUGCCCAUCGAAUCAUCCUUGCUGCUCGCAGUGAAUUCUUCAAAGCAAAGUUCAAGCCAGAAUGGGAUGGAAAUAAAGUUGAUGUUGACGUGCCUCUACAAGUCCUGAAAGAGAUGAUUACUUACAUCUACACGGGGAAUCUUGGAGAUGAUGUCGAUAUGAUUGAGCUUCUCAUAGCAGGAGAUAUGUAUUUGGUCACAGAUCUGUGUAAUGAGAUAACAGAGCGGCUACGGCAAAGUUUGGUUUCUCAUAACAAACCUGCUGCAUCAGUCUGCUGUGACUUGUUGAAAAAAAGUGCCAUAAUAAACAGCAGUCCAUCACUCCGAAACAUUGUACUUCGGUACUUAAAAUCACAUCGUGAAGAGGUGCUGAAGUCUGAAGAAUGGGCAGAAUUUCAGGUAGAAAACCGCCUGGUGGCAGCUGAAGCCGUGUUAGAUAUGUAUAACCUUCCUGAUUAGUUUCAAAAAUAUUACCGGUAAGAAUUAGCAGGCAUUGAUGAUUAGAAAGAAUCAGUAGAUUAAUAAUCUGUCAUGAAGAUUUGCUUGUCAUAAUACUCAUCAGAAAAAUGUACAUUUACUGUGUUAUUUGUUCUUGAGUACUAGCAAGAUCCUGAUAAAAUUAUAUUUAAAGCAG